UCUCUGUUCUCUGCUCGCUCUUUUUGUAAAUGUGGCUGCUUCUUUUCUAACUUCCCACCAGAGACUCUCUUCUCCCAGCUUAUUUCUCUUCAGCGCGGCUCAGCAGGACACUUCCUCUAUAUUUUGCUCAGGAUGUCCAUCAGUCGGAAGAACUGGUCUGCUUUGUCCAGCCUGGCGCGUCAGUGGACGGUGGAGGACGAGGAGGAGGUGGAGAGGGAGAGGAGGAGGAGAGUGAAGAGCUCGACCAGCGCCGCUGAGCCGGAGGUCGACGGCAGCCCCCCGGCCGCGGAUCAGCCCCCCAGCGGCAGCCUCCCGGCCGAGAACCAGCCCCCCAGCAGAAGCUCCCCCGACAGGGACAGGGACCGGCCCAGCGAUGGCCCCGCCUCAGCAGGGGGCCUCAGCAGUGAGGAGCAGAUGCAAGUGGACUUUGUGGAGUUGCUGCGAGUUCGAGAUGAGAAGCGGAGGAUGAGGCAUGUGGAGAAACUGAGGCGACAAAAGGAGGAGGACGACGAGCACAAGGAGGAAGAGGAGCCAGAAGCCAGCAGAGGAGGAGGAGGAGGAGGAGGAGGAGAUGGUGGGAGCAGGGUAAGAGGAGGAGGUGGCAGCAGCGGAGGAGGAAGAGGAGGAGGAGGAGGAGGGAGCUGGGGAGGAGGUGCCACAGGGAAGCCACCAGAGGACACGGCGAAGGAGCAACCUCAUGUUUUCACACGGCAGCCAUCCCUAAGAUCAACUUCUAUCAGAACCAUCCUCAGAACAAGCAGCACAAGCAAACAGCAAGAAAAUGAAGAGUUGUCGGGCAAAGACGCUGAUUCCAAACCGCCGUCCCGCCAGGCUCGCAAGUUUGUCAGCGCUGUUUCCUUCUCACUCGAUAAGAGUCCCACAGCCAGCCUGUCCUCUCCUCCCAUGAGCCCCCGCUCCCCGGCGGCCUCCCCAGCGGCCACCCCGUCGCCUCGGGAACUCACACCCUCACCCGACCAGAGCCCCUCUGGCCGAGGAACUCCAAGCCCCGUUCAGACUGCAAAACCCCAGGAGACGACUGUGAAUGGCUUUGCUCCCGACAGCGGACCGGACCAGACACCGAAACCCGCCUUCAUCAGACACAGCUCCAGGACUGUGUCUUUCAGGCUGAUGAAGAAUAAAGAAGAGGAGCCUUCCCCGAUGAGGAGGAGCUCCAGCGUGCGGAUGGCCUCCAAGAAGUUUGAGCGCACCACAGAACAAGAUGAGGAUAAAGACCAAGCGUCGCAUUUCCAGAGAAACUCCAAGCAGAGGACUUCGUCCAGAUCCAUCCAGGAGAAGAUGGAGAGACUGGCUCAGGCUGCUCAGAAAUCAGAAAUGACGAGACCUCAAGAAGCGACUCAGAGGUCUCGGUUCCUGCUGGACGAGGUGUCGAGGAAGAGAGGCAUGUUUGAGAAGGAGCCACAGACGGAGGGCACCUCCAGCGCCGGAGGAUCCAGACAGGAAUUCAACAGCUUCUCCUCCGGAGUGUCGGGACGCGUCGACCGUUGGCUCACCAAGGCCAAACAGAGCGAGUCUUCACACCCCGCCCCUAAUGUAACACAUGUGAGCAUCAGCAGUAGGAGGAGCCUGUUUGAGAACAGAGGAGAAACCGGAUCUGGAAAGCGCUAAGAGAAUUAAAAAAAAAAAAAAAAGGAUUUUUUGAAAAA
This is a messenger RNA of Salarias fasciatus (jewelled blenny), 1664 nucleotides long. RefSeq names its product ladinin (gene lad1). The transcript has 14 exons. Bases 133 to 1626 code for a protein of 497 amino acids. Lineage: Eukaryota; Metazoa; Chordata; Actinopteri; Blenniiformes; Blenniidae. The record is from RefSeq and is a predicted model, not a curated record. Gene Ontology annotation, molecular function: structural molecule activity.